AUGGCCUGGCUUUCUCCAUCCCUUAUAUGCAUCCCCCCAUUGCCUUCCAUUUGCCUUUGCUUUCCUCUCCUUUCCUUCCUUCUUUACCUCCUCCCUCGAUCAUCAUCCUCUCCUUCCCCUCUGUCAAUUGCAGUACUUUCAUCAAAUUGUAAGUUUUGGGUGUAUAGCAGCGAACAAAGCGCUUCUGUGUUAGGCACUUGCAAGGAGCGGAACCUCGCGCAUUGUGCUAUAAAAAGGUUGCGAACAUCAAGCCAAAGUCAGGGUACAACAACGCUGGCGACAAAGAUGCAGAAAUGCUGA
This is a messenger RNA of Colletotrichum tamarilloi, 300 nucleotides long. RefSeq lists its product as uncharacterized. The record is from RefSeq and is a predicted model, not a curated record. The coding region runs from base 1 to 300 and encodes 99 amino acids. Lineage: Eukaryota; Fungi; Ascomycota; Sordariomycetes; Glomerellales; Glomerellaceae. The transcript has a single exon.